Molecule: messenger RNA, 1690 nt
Organism: Osmerus eperlanus (European smelt)
Lineage: Eukaryota; Metazoa; Chordata; Actinopteri; Osmeriformes; Osmeridae
Gene: slc8a3
Product: solute carrier family 8 member 3
Exons: 1
Coding region: 107-1690 (527 amino acids)
Biological process (GO): cell communication; calcium ion import across plasma membrane; sodium ion transmembrane transport
Cellular component (GO): sarcolemma; postsynapse; axon
Molecular function (GO): calcium:sodium antiporter activity
Source: RefSeq, a predicted model, not a curated record
GACCACUCCGAGCCCAGCGGUGGCCAACCACAAUGCCACCUGCAAGGGAAACUCAAAGUGCAACCCUGGGAUCAUCCUGCCCAUCUGGUACCCGGAGGACCCCUCCAUGGGGGACAAGAUUGCGCGGGUCAUCGUCUACUUUGUGGCCAUGAUCUACAUGUUCCUCGGCGUGUCUAUCAUCGCCGACCGCUUCAUGGCGGCCAUUGAGGUCAUUACCUCCCAGGAGAAAGAGAUUGUCAUCAAGAGGCCCAAUGGGGAGACGACCACCACCACCAUCCGGGUGUGGAACGAGACGGUGUCCAACCUCACCCUGAUGGCCCUGGGCUCCUCCGCCCCCGAGAUCAUGCUCUCCGUCAUCGAGGUGUGCGGACACGGCUUCGAGGCCGGCCAGCUGGGCCCGGCCACCAUCGUGGGAAGCGCCGCCUUCAACAUGUUCGUCAUCAUCGGCCUGUGUGUGUCCGUCAUCCCCGAAGGGGAGACGCGUAAGAUCAAGCACCUGCGGGUGUUCUUCGUCACGGCGGGCUGGAGCAUCUUCGCCUACAUCUGGCUCUACAUGAUCCUGGCCGUGUUCUCGCCCAACGUGGUGCAGAUCUGGGAGGGCCUGGUCACGCUCUCCUUCUUCCCCAUCUGCGUGGUCCUGGCCUGGGUGGCCGACCGCCGGCUGCUGUUCUACAAGUUCAUGCGCAAGAAGUACCGCGCGGACAAGCACAGAGGCGUCAUCAUCGAGACGGAGGGCGACCGCUCCAAGGGCAUCGAAAUGGACGGCAAGAUGGCCAACUCGCAUUUCGCCGACGGCGGCGCCACCAGCAACCUGAUGGGCCUGAUCGAGGGCAAGGAGGUGGACGAGUCCCGCCGCGACAUGAUCCGCAUCCUCAAGGACCUGAAGCAGAAGCACCCGGAGAAGGAGCUGGACCAGCUGGUGGAGAUGGCCAACUACUACGCCCUGUCCCACCAGCAGAAGAGCCGGGCCUUCUACCGCAUCCAGGCCACGCGCAUGAUGACGGGCGCCGGCAACAUCCUGAAGAAGCACGUGGCGGAGCAGGCCAAGAGGAGCGCCAGCGUCCUGGAGGUCCACGUGGAGGAGCCCGAGGAGUACGUGUCCCGCAUCGCCUUCGACCCCGCCGUCUACCAGUGCCUGGAGAACUGUGGGGCCGCCCUGCUGACCCUGGUCAGGAAGGGGGGGGACAUCUCCAAGACCAUCUACGUGGACUACAAGACAGAGGACGGCUCGGCCAACGCGGGGGCGGACUACGAGUUCACCGAGGGCACGGUGGUGUUCAAAGCGGGCGAGGUGGUGAAGGACAUCAGUGUCGGCAUCAUCGACGACGACAUCUUCGAGGAGGACGAGCACUUCUUCGUGCGCCUCAGCAACGUGCGAGUCCUGGAGGCGGAGGACGAGCUGCUGUCCCCCAACAGCCUCCCGUACCCCCGGGCCAUGCUGGGGUGUUCCCCCGUGGCCACCGUCACCAUCCUGGACGACGACCACGCCGGCAUCUUCACCUUCGAGAGCGACUCGGCGCACGUGAGCGAGAGCGUGGGCGUCAUGGAGGUGAAGGUGCUGAGGACUUCCGGGGCGCGCGGGACCGUCAUCGUGCCCUUCCGCUCGGUGGAAGGACUGGCCAAGGGAGGAGGGGAGGACUUCGAAGACAUCUACGGAGAGCUGGAGUUCAAAAACGAUGAGACCUGGUAA